GUAAAUCUAGGUAGUUCUAACUAGUCACUGUUUUAUACAUGUAAAUCUAGGUAGUUCUAACUAGUCACUGUUUUAUACAUGUAAAUCUAGGUAGUUCUAACAAGUCACUGUUUUAUACAGUCAUGUAAAUCUAGGUAUUUCAGAAAAAGAAAAGAACUUCUUUUUUGUAUAGUGAUUUAAGGGGAAGGUAGCCAAAUUAAGAUACAUUUAGCAUGAUGUUUAGUUUAGAAUUUUUUGUUAGCUCACUUGAGCCAUAAACUCAGGUGAGCUUUUCUGAUUAACUGGUGUUCAUUGUCUGUCUGUCCAUUUGCCUGUCUGUCCCUGUCUGUCUGUAAAUGUUACACAAUUUUUACCUCAGAACCAUUGAGCUAAGUUCAAAGUUGCCAUAAGUCAUCCUUGGCUAAAGGAAAUGCAAAAUUGUUCAAGUGAAGGGUCACACCCAUGUCAAAGUGGAGAUUAUUCAUAAAUAGUGAAACUAUGGUAGCAUUUUUCUCUUAAGAACCACUGUAGCAAUUAAAAUCAAAGUACUGAAGGUACUGAAACGAGGUGACGUUUGGCAGUGAAUGGCAUGGAUUCUAAUGCAAGAUCGAAUUAAAUGAAGGAUAUAAUAUGUUGGAUGGUAUUAUUUGUAAUCCAGAAGCAUAUGUUAUACCUUCAAUUUGAGGUAAUGAAAUGUGUUAACUGUUGAAACAUUCUAAAACUGAGUAGCAAGCAUAAUUAACCUAUAUGUGAGGAAGAGGCCCAUAGGCCACAAUGCACAUCUGACCUACCAAGGAUGUGCUUAGUAGGAAGAUUUUUUAAAAUGUGGUCCCAUCCAACCCCUUGGAGUCGUAACUAAGACAAACUUGAAUCUAGACUAACUAAGGAUGCUUCCAUAUAUCAAUAUUUUUAAUGAUGCCUUUGCUGUUCUUGAGAAGAUUUUUUUUUUUAAAUCCUAUAUAUUUCAUUGUAAAGUAUUGAUCCCCAAUUGUUGGCAUACCCUACCCCUGGGGGUUAUUACUUGAACAUACUUGAAUCAACACUAUGAAACGAAGGUUUCACAUAAGUUACAGUGUUUUUUACUCUGUGGUUGUUGUUGAGAUUUGUAAAAAAAAAAAAUGUGACAAAAUUUUCACUAAUUCUUGGGUAUUUCCGCUUAAAAGAGUUCAUAUGAACAAAAUUGAUUGUAUUUCCCCUGCAUAAACUGGUAAAGCAGACACAUGAAGCAACUGGUUUUGAAUCCAAACAUUUUUGGGCAAGUCCUCUGGGUUAAGAUGUUCAUGUGGACAGGCCUGUCUUGCAUGCUUGUAUAAAACAUCACCUUUUUCGAGAACAAAAUGAAUAUCAUUCGCAUCCCAAUCUCCAAACAAUUUUUGGUUAACUGCAUUAAAUGCAAUGCACACAAGUGAAUUUGCUACACAUUGUUUACCUCUGCUAUAUUCGGAGAAAGUUUCUGACCCUUGAUGAAAGUUGGCAGACACGCAUUUCAAAAUUAUGGGAUCUUUUCUUACAUUGUGACUUUUUCUUUUUUUGACAGAUUUGGGCUCUCCCUUUGAUGACUAUCAAAAUCAUGAUUUUUUUCUUUUUUUGCUACCCUUCAUAUCUGAUGACGACAACAACUGUCAACUCUUGAAAUAACUCAUUCAAUUCUUGAGUCAAAGUUAAACCAGUCCAAGAAAAUUUCCACUCUUGAAAUAUCAACUCUUGAAAACAAGUGUCAACUCUUGAGAUAAUUCAUUCAACUCUUGAGAUAAAUCAUAUUUCGUGACAAAGAAAUGUAAACUUGAUUUCCAAUAUAUUACUUCCAAUGGAGUUCUUUUCUUGAAUAACAAAUAUAUUCACAAAAACAUGUUCAUUUAUAUUUCUUAAUCAAUAUUUACAGCUAUCUGACUUGACCAUGAAAGAGCGCGGGAAAUGGUGCUCGGCCCAUUCGAUCGAAGAUUACAUGUUUACACCCAGAUUUAGUAUUAAAAUCUCAAAAAAUGCGUCCAAAAGAAAUAUUUUGGUAAAAUUGUACGAAAUUAACACAUUGGGUUUCAGAUAAUUAUCUUGAGUUAAUGCGUUGGCAAGAAUAUAUCAGUUCUCUCAGGCAAGACGUUUUCUCCUUGUUGAUAAAUAGGAUAGCGUGGCGCGUAUGGAUACAGAGAAAUAGUGCAGAGUUUAAUAUUAAAAUUCUAAUUACACACAAUUUCUGCUUGAUAAAUACAACAGAUCACAUACAAGGAAGACUUCUUCAAUCUGACAUAAAACAGAAUUUAUAUAUAACAGUUUAAUAAAAAUGGAACAUAGUAUCAAUGUGAACUAUUUUUUGAUAGGCGAUAAAUCGGCUAAUUAACAUAAUUUUCAGACAUAAGAGGAGACAGCUGUUUACCCAGAAUUCCUAGAGAAUAAUAGACCAUGUUUUCCCUGUCUAUAUGUGAAAAUGCGAAUGAAUACAGAAGCAAUGCAAAUCGUUUCCUACAGUCCAAUUCUGUUUUUCUAAGAUCGUGGAAUAAAAUGUUGGCAAACGACAAAUAAUUUUGAUCUUGUUUACAAACCUAAACACUAAUUCGCGAUUCCUUUUGAUGUGUGGACUUUGUUUCAUAUCGAAGGGAUAAAAAUUGCGAUUUCAUAAAUUCUUAUUUAACUCGCUUAUCGUAGAGGGUAAACAUAUGGAUCCUAUAUCAAUCUCAAAGUGAAUUGUGACAGCUUUUACGUUGCAUUAGCAUAUAUGACAACAAAUUUCUUAUAUUAAAAAUCAAAGUGAUUUCGCAAAUGGUAGUAAUUAAAACAGGGCGCCAUUGAAGCUGGGGUCUGACAUACGAGGCUGACUUACGUCACCUCGAAAAAAUGAAGACAAAACUUAUGUGAAAGCUUCCUUAAUGAGUACUAGAUCAAAAAUUGGUUCAAAUUAAGGUAUGGAGGGGGCACAUUUUGGUGACACAGGUGAGCUUUGUGGCCCAUGGGCCUCUUCGAAAUUUAUUAAUAAGGAUUUUGCAUGAUGUUUUCAAAAUAUUACUGCUUUAAUUUUUUAAUCAUUAUUAGUUUAGUAUUGUACAAGCAGUUAUGCAAUAUAGAUCUCCAUAAAUAAAGUCUUAACUUUUUAAGAAUUGAAUUAAAUUUGUUGAAUAAGUUUUAUUGAAUUAUGUACUAUAGAUUGCUAUCCAACCUUAUUCAGAUUUCAUGUGGAUGCCUUUUUAGCUUUAUUGAAAUGUACAAAAAUAUAUUGCAUUCAAGAGUCUCGCUCAAACUCUUAAAACUUGAGGUAUUGAUAUAUUUCAGAUAUGGUCAUACAAAUAUAGAAGAAACUAUCAAGGAUAAAGAUGUAGAGUUGGAGGGCAUCAGAAAAUCUAGUGUGUGUUCUGUUUCAAGAAAACCAAUGCGAAAAAUACACUGCACAAAAUAUAAGCAGAGCAUAAGUACUAUGAAAAAUGACAAUAUUGAACCUUCAGAAGAGAUCAACUGGGUUAGCAAAUGCACAGGAGCAAAUGAUGAUGCAACUUGUUCUUCUGAAAUUAAUACAGAUUUCAUCUCAAGAAAUGUAAACAGCAUUGUGAAAACUGUUAGAGACAUUAUGAACUGCAGCUUAACCAAAUGUGAUGAGGUUGAACAUAAGCGGCAUCAUCAAUUCAUGAACAACCCUGAAAAGGUUUACAGGGACAAUUUUGUAAAAUAUUGUUUUGGAGCCAAUUAUAUUCAACCCGAGGAAUUAGAAUACCUUCAACAUUUUCUUUAUGAAAUGAUGUGCACCAGCAAAUUUUUACCAGGAUCUAUUUUCUCCCGUUACUCCACAUUUGUUGACUGCAAAAAUGAACAACUCGAGCAAAUCUUUAUUGUUUAUCCUUUAAUGGGACAUCAGUACUUAAAAUUUGUUGUUCUGAAAGAGGCCAUGAUACACUUAGUUUGCAUAAGCACUGGACUCCCUUAUGAAGAGGAAAAUGAAAGAUGCAUUAAAACAGAAAUGUCUGUAGCUGAAUUUAGAUGUGGCGCUAACUGAAAUUCAAGGAAGUUAUGGAUAAUUUUUUCGAUUUUGAGGGGAUGUUAUUUUCCAGAGAAUAUCUUAAAAACAGUCUACAGAUUUGAUUCAAACUUUGUAUAUAUAGUAUGUGUAUAACUAAGUUGUGCACCUGUAAUUUUUAUUGAGAUAAUUUAACAUUAAAGGAAGUUAUAGAUA
Molecule: messenger RNA, 4132 nt
Organism: Ostrea edulis (European flat oyster)
Lineage: Eukaryota; Metazoa; Mollusca; Bivalvia; Ostreida; Ostreidae
Product: syntaxin-18-like
Exons: 9
Coding region: 3104-3955 (283 amino acids)
Biological process (GO): retrograde vesicle-mediated transport, Golgi to endoplasmic reticulum
Cellular component (GO): SNARE complex; endoplasmic reticulum
Source: RefSeq, a predicted model, not a curated record